AGAGAGAUCCUGGCUCUUAAAAAAGAAACACGAAGUCUUCCUUCCGAGGACAUAAAAAAGAAAAAAAGGCCCCUCUCUCUUUGGUGCUGCCUAUGGAGGUGGCAGCCAUCUCCUCCUCAGCAUCAUGGCCGCCUUCAGACUCCUCAUGAAGCCCAAGGUCAUCAAAAAGAGGACCAAGCUGUUCAUCCGGCACCAGUCAGAACAAUAUGUCAAAAUUAAGUGUAACUGGAGGAAACCCAGAGGAACUGACAACAGGGUUCACAGAAGCCACUGCGCCUGCAAGGGCCAGAUCUUGAUGCCCAACACUGGUUAUGGGAGCAACAAAAAAACAAAGCACAUGCUGCCCUGUGGCUUCCAGAAGUUCCUGGUCCCCAGCAUCAAGCAGCUGGAAGUGCUGCUGAUGUGCAACAAGCCUCCCUGUGCUGAGAUCACUCACAGUGCUUCCUCCUGUGCUGAGAUCGCUCACAGUGCUUCCUCCAAGGAGCGCAAAGCCAUCAUGGAAAGGGCAGCCCAGCUGGCCAUCAGAGUCACUCACCCCAAUGCCAGGCUGCACAGUGAAGAAAAUGAGUAG
This is a messenger RNA of Chlorocebus sabaeus (green monkey), 571 nucleotides long. Its product is annotated as large ribosomal subunit protein eL32-like. The record is from RefSeq and is a predicted model, not a curated record. Gene Ontology annotation, biological process: translation. Gene Ontology annotation, molecular function: structural constituent of ribosome. NCBI's taxonomy places the organism in Eukaryota, Metazoa, Chordata, Mammalia, Primates, Cercopithecidae. Gene Ontology annotation, cellular component: ribosome; cytosolic large ribosomal subunit.